Molecule: messenger RNA, 6511 nt
Organism: Solea senegalensis (Senegalese sole)
Lineage: Eukaryota; Metazoa; Chordata; Actinopteri; Pleuronectiformes; Soleidae
Gene: rc3h2
Product: ring finger and CCCH-type domains 2
Exons: 20
Coding region: 594-4070 (1158 amino acids)
Molecular function (GO): metal ion binding
Source: RefSeq, a predicted model, not a curated record
AUUCGCUCAUAUGUGUUUUUGUUUCUCGCAAAAAAACAACAACAUAAACUCAACCGCGCCUCGGACAGAGCGUGCACGGUGCGUAAAACCGUGCAGCCGCAGCUGCGGCACUUCUCCGCCUCUAUGUGUGUGUGUGUGUGUGUGUGCAGCCUGGUGCGCAGUUCAGGCUCCAUCACCGGCGGAGCGAUACGACCAUCUCCUCUCAUCUCUGGUUUGUCAAGACGAGGGUGUGUGGCUCAGGCUCACUGUACCUGAGUGAGCGUGUCCGUCACGUAGCAUAGAGGCGCAGAGGACCAAACCCGGAGACUGGAGUCUAAAUGCGGUGAAAUGCACUGUCACAUUACUCUCCAUCCAACACCAGGCUCCCUGGACUUCCUGCUGCGCUGCUUUUAUAUCUCAUGAAGAAUUUCUUUCCCCCCUCCGUGAUUAUUAUUUUUGAUGCGCUCCUGUGCACGUCUAUGAUGAAUGUUUUUACCCCGGUGCUCCAGUGUUGUGCGUGAGAGACGGUCGGCAAGCAGGAGCUGUUGUUGGGGCUCGUUGACAUGCAUUCCCCCUGAGCUCGGCGACGCCCCCCUCAGUGGUGCGGUGACAGGAUGCCAGUGCAGGCGGCCCAGUGGACCGAGUUCCUGUCCUGUCCCAUCUGCUACAAUGAGUUUGACAGCAGCGGCCACCAGCCCAUCAGCCUGGGCUGCUCGCACACGGUGUGUAAGACCUGCCUCCACAAACUGCACCGCAAAGCCUGCCCCUUUGAUCAGACGCCCAUCAGCACAGAUAUCGACCUGCUGCCGGUCAACUGCGCCCUCCUACAGCUGGUUGGAGCUCAGGUUCCAGAUGUGCAGCCUGUGAGCCUGACUUGUGCAGCAGAGGUGGAGCACUAUGAAGUGUGCAGGCUGUGUGUAGAAGAGCUGGCUCUCUACCUAAAACCUAUCAGUGGAGCAAAAGGUGUGGCGGCUCUGAGUCCCAGCGUGCUUAGUCGGCCUAUGCAAAGGAAGCUGGUGACUUUGGUGAACUGCCAGCUGGUGGAGGAGGAGGGCCGUGUGCGGGCGGUGAGGGCAGGCCGCUCGCUGGGGGAGCGAACUGUGACCGAGCUCAUUCUGCAGCAUCAGAACCCGCAGCAGCUCUCUGCCAACCUGUGGGCAGCAGUGAGGGCACGGGGGUGUCAGUUCCUGGGACCUGCUAUGCAAGAAGAUGCGCUGAAGCUGGUUCUACUCGCUCUGGAGGACGGGUCAGCUCUCUCCAGGAAGGUGUUGGUUCUGUUCGUAGUCCAGAAGCUGGAAGCCCGGUUCCCACAGGCCUCCAAAACCAGCAUAGGCCAUGUGGUGCAGCUCCUCUACAGGGCCUCCUGCUUCAAGGUGACUAAGCGCGACGAGGACUCUUCACUGAUGCAGCUGAAGGAAGAGUUCCGUACAUACGAGGCUCUCAGGAGGGAACACGACGCCCAGAUCGUCCACAUCGCCAUGGAGGCGGGCCUGCGGAUCUCGCCGGAGCAGUGGUCGUCGCUGCUGUACGGCGACCUGGUCCAUAAGUCACACAUGCAGUCCAUCAUUGACAAGUUGCAGUCUCCAGAGUCUUUUGCGAAGAGCGUUCAGGAACUGACAAUCGUUCUGCAGAGGACGGGAGACCCGGCCAACCUCACCAGCCUCAGACCGCACUUAGAGCUGCUCGCCAACAUUGACCACAAUCCAGAUGCCCCAGCACCAUCAUGGGAGGAGCUGGAGAGUGUGAUGCUGGCUGUGAAGCUGGUGGUGCACGGACUGGUGGAAUUCAUACAGAACUUCAGCAAGAAGAGCCACGACACUCCACAGCCUCAGGCCAACAGCAAGUAUAAGACAAGCAUGUGCCGAGACCUUCGUCAACAGGGCGGCUGUCCCCGAGGAACCAACUGCACUUUCGCACACACACAGGAUGAGCUGGAGAAAUUUAGACUGAGGAACAAGAAGAGCAGCAGCGUGGGCCGAGCAUUUCCGUUGGCACCCGGGGUGAUGGGUAAAACGUUCACCAUGGAGGGCAGCAUUCACACAGAUGUGACGGUGGGAGUGGGGUCGGGGCUCAAAGGCACAGUGGAGAAUACAACCGCCCUGGCAGAGGGAGUUCCUGGCCUGACUCACCCCCAGCUCAUCUCCAGAGGGGCAGACAUGAUGGAGGAAAUGAAGAGAGCUGUGCCAAAUGGAUCCAGCGGGGCCAACGGGUCUAACGGGACAUCUGGCACCAACCGAACCACAGCGGCGUCCACAGAACAGAAGCCCAUCUCUCCUCCCAGGACUCCCAUCAGCCACUCCUCAGCAUCAUCUCCCCUGACCACAGUUGGACAGGGUGAUGGUGGUGCUCCCAUGCCCAAACAUGGUCAGUUCAUGCUGCGCGCACCGCAUCAUUCGCAGGCAUCGGAGCUGUUCUAUCAGCACUCUGACUAUGACACGGCCCAUUAUCCGCCAACCUCAGGUUCUUAUUAUCCAUCCACUUUCCACCCUCCUCACAAACCCUGCAUGGCUCGCUUCCUCAGAUCGUCCAACGUCCCAGAAUCCUCUCUGCCACCUUCCAUGGGCCCGCCACCGACUUCCUACGCCAAUGAUCCUCAAACACCACACCCGCCCUCGUCCUCUUCCUCCUCAGUGUACCCACCACACCCGCCUCGAGAUCGAAUGGGCCCUAGCUUCCAUCCGCACCCGGGACAGCCUCAGUACGGACCUCUGGCACCAGCUCACGGGGUCUAUGCUCCUCUGUAUGACAGCAGAAGAGUAUGGAGGCCUCAGCUGUACCACAGAGAGGAUGCCAGGAGUAACUCACUGCCUCCAGAGGUGCUGCAUUCCUACCAGCCUCCACUCAGGGAGAGAUUCAACUCUCUAGACAGCAACUACUGCUCUGCAGCGGAGCACCGUGCAGCGCUGCACAGGGAUUACGGUCGUGUUCCUCUAGGCUACGAGGAUCUGUUCAGGAGGAAGCAGGAACAGUGGGCGCACCAUCAUCAUCAUCACCAUCACAACACCACCAGACCCUCGCAGUCCUCCCCCAUCUUCACCAUUGAUUUUGGAUCCGAGCAUCUGGAGAGCAGCGGAGGUCAGUGUGUCGGCUGCAGGUUCAGAGGCGAGGAAAGCUUAGCGCACUACUCCCCGUGGUCCUGUGGAAGCAUCGGCCCCUGCCUCAGUCCCUUUGAGUCCGAAACACUCACGCAUACUUCUACCCACUCCUGCGCCGAGCACUCGGAGUUGGACAGUAACGGCGGCAGAGGAGGAGGCGGCGGCAGCGGCGGCGUUGGCAGUAGUAGUGUUGGGAAGCGGUGGCUGCAUUCGCUCGACCACUACCGCCGCAUGAAAGACGAGGAUCCGAUCAUUCCCUUCAGUGAGGGGCCCAUUAUCUCCAAGUGGGGCGCUAUAUCCAGGGCGUCACGCACGGGCUACCACACCACUGACCCGGUCCAAGCCACUGCCUGCCAGAGAAGUGCCAGCACCACACCCAUCAACUUUAAAGAUUACAACCCACACUUGGAUCACAGUGACUUCAGGUGGAGCUCCAGAGGAUCCGACUCCUCCAGUCACUCCAGUUUCCUAGAGAGUGAGCAGCUUUGUGCAUCAGAGCUUCACGGCCGUCGCACUUCCAUAAGCGGCGGAGAGAAAGCUGUCUCUGAUCUGAAAGCCCAUCAGACCACCUACAUCCAGGAUCAGGAUCGGGUCGAGAGCCAAUCCGACCCAGACCGAGACAUUGAGCUCGAGCUGUGCGCUCUGGACAUGGAGGAUUCAGACCACCAGGAGAUCAAACCUCAGGAGCUUUUAGACCUGGUUACUCCACAGUCUCAGGAUUCUUCCCGCCUCCUUCCACCUCCCUGCUCCUCCCCCCUCCUCUCAUCCCCGGUAGAGGAGCAUCCUCAAACAGAGGGCCCUUUGACAGAGAAGAUGGAUGCUCAUCUGCUGAAAAAGAUGGCUUUCAGAAAGUCCCUGUCCCCUGGAGGCUUGGUCUCAGGGGGUCUGGGCGUCGGUAAGCUGGUGCUGCGGACUGGACCGCCUCAACUGGGGGACACUUCCACCCGGGCUUGUCCAGAGACCCACGGAACAGAGAUGCUGCUCAAUGGAAGCUAAUGUGGACACCGAGUCAGACAAUGACCCGUGUCGUGCUGAGGCGGAGCUUCUUGUCCACAACUUGAUCCUUUUUUUAAAGGGAAUAUGAUUUUAAUUCCAGCCUUCAUAUAUGUCAAUCAUAUGCCUAGGUAAAACUUGACUAGAUAAUGGCUGAACAGUCAGACCACAAGUGGCAAGAGAAAACAUACACACACACUCCUUGCUGCCGAGUGGUGAUUUUCUCUUUAAAAUUCCAGAGAAUUGACUAAUAAAUGCCACUGUAAAUGCCUCGUAAAUACAUACAUUAAUCCACCUGUAUUAUAGAUGAUGAACUUGUCCAUAUUUGUAGUUUACAAACCAUGGCCAUGUUUAUCAUCUCCACCGCAUUAUUAGUGUCGUCCUCCUGACUCCAUGCAGCUGAUGGCAUUAGACUAAGUAAAGGUUUCUUCAACCGUGUUAUUUUUGUAAGUUUACUGUAGGAUUCCGCUGAUAAUGAAUCAUUUCUAACGCAUUUAUAAUCAAGCCCCUCCUAGCUGUCCCCAAUAACAAAAAAAAACAACUUUAUACAAACUUUGUAUUUAUUACAGCUGAACAGCUACAAUAUUUUCAAAUUGAAAUAGCAAAUUUUAACAAUGCAAUCCGUAAAUACUCGCGCAAAGGCAGUAAUUUAGGUAUAUGUAUGUUAUUCAGCACUGAUAAUUCAUUAUUCAUCCUUGCAUUAACAAUAGAGCAGUUAGUACUAUAUCAGUAUCUCCUAUUAACUAUGUAACAAAGUGAAUAUUUAACUGUGGCUUGACUUAAUAAUAGCACUUAUUUAUUUUUUCCCCCAAAAUUAUAAAGCCCUCUUUUUUUUAAUAAUAAUAUAAAACAAUUGCUCUCUUCUGUAUUUCUGUCUCUUUAAAUGUCACAGAUUGGUCAGACCCCAUGGUUUUGUGUCACUGCUGAACACAUUUUUUUGUAAGCGUUUCGUCAAAGAAUAGCGAUUGUCACACUCAGAUUAUAACACUGAUAACACAAUUUCAAAGGCCGCUCAAUCCCCCCAAUAAAAAUAGAAGAAAACCUUACAGACAACAGAGGUUUUCACUGUGCUGACAACACAGCCUCAGUCUUUUAUAAGUCAUAUGAUCUUUUAAACGUUGACCUCUGAAUUCCCUUGACUGUCACAAGACCACAGAGAACAGUGACACAGUCAUGGACUGGAUUUGUUAACGAUCUUUCAUCACUCAAGGUCACAACGGGUGAGGGUUGUUGGUUUUUUUAUAAUCCAUAAUAUGAUUACCCUCGAUAUACUCUUUUAAUUGACUCAUCCUGCAAAAACCUUAGGGAUGCAGCUGUGAAAAGACUUAUCGAUUACUGGAUUAGUCACCGGCGAUGUGUCAGUACGAGGAUUCCUCUCGUUGCUUUGCUCCACGUGACAAAAAAAACAACAGUUUAAACUCAAUUUUUUCAAGUCCGUGAACAAAUAGAUAAUCAUAAUCAACAUUUUUUUUUUACAUUUUCUGACAUCUUGUGGACCAAACGCCUAAUUGAUUAGUCGAGGAUAUAGAAUCAGUUUUUAUUUAUUAUCAAUUAUUGUUAGUUGCAAUGCAAGUGGAGCAAAUUUGUCAUUCACACAUGCAAAACAGUGGCCUUUCUCUCCUUAUUGUUGUAUUCAACUCAACAUGCAGUGACAUAAUAUGUCCACUGACAGACACACCUGUCUUAUUUCAAAGGUGUCGCCUGAAACACAACAAUGAUCUCAGAAACUGAACACAUACACAUUUAAAGUAUGACACAUUUUCUGCACAAUUUUAAAAGCCUACAAACCACUUCCUGUGUGUUCGUGCUAUAUUUUAUUUUGAAACGUUUUGUCUUGUUUUAUGCGUUGCGCUAACUUCUGUGAAGUUGUCUGUCGGGCGGUGUUUUUUUUUUGCAUCAGGACAUUUUGUUACUGUUUCAGUUCACAGCAGAGAGAGAGAGAGAGAGAAUUUCUGAUGACCUUGUCUAAUGUUUUUCUACAUUUGCUUCUCAUCAGAUGUGCUGUGGUCAGUGCACUGUAAGCCACCAAAGUCUAACUCACUGUAAUUCUAUGUGCAGUAUAGUGUAGGUGAUUUCCACACAGACCAGCCUUGCCUCACUCACUUUUAUAGACAUGAGGGGCAUCUCGUUGUGUGCGGAUUAAUCGUAAUGCCUUUCGCAUGACAUAUCAAGCCACCUAUACAUUUCGAGUCAUGGAGGCUUCACUGAGUUUGUUUACACUUUGUUUACACCUGUUCUAAAUCUUAUGAGAUGUUGCGUGAGAAUGACUUUACUGUUCCCGUCUCUUAAUCAGAUACUAUGUCCGUCCCCUCUAGUUAUAACUUAAAUUCCAUUUUUAAAGGAUGGCUGGGCGUUUUUUUUUUUUUUUGAGUUACCAAAAUGAACCCUCUUUUGGGGUUUUCUGUCUUAUCUUCCAAAGUGAAAAAAAAAAAAACGGGGCUGAA